This is a messenger RNA of Trichoplax adhaerens, 3897 nucleotides long. RefSeq lists its product as uncharacterized. Gene Ontology annotation, biological process: transmembrane transport. Gene Ontology annotation, molecular function: ATP hydrolysis activity; ATP binding; ABC-type transporter activity. The record is from RefSeq and is a predicted model, not a curated record. NCBI's taxonomy places the organism in Eukaryota, Metazoa, Placozoa, Uniplacotomia, Trichoplacea, Trichoplacidae. The transcript has 25 exons. Gene Ontology annotation, cellular component: membrane. The coding region runs from base 1 to 3897 and encodes 1298 amino acids.
AUGUCUCGCUUAAGGUAUGGCAUCAAUGUUGAUGAUGAAGACGAUGAAGAACAAAGACUAUUAACUACGACUAUUCAACCUGCCUAUUCUACUAUAGAUACAAUAAAGAGUGAAGAAGUUUCUCCAUUAGGUAUUGCCGAAGAUAAUAAUAGCGAUCUAUCGCGACUUUUCUUCUGUUGGGUGCAACCAAUGAUGGUUCGCGGUGCUGCUGGUAAACUCAGGCAAGCUAAAGAUCUAUUCUUAUUGCCAAGAAAGCUCAAGACAAGUUACAUUCGUCGACAAUUUAUGCGAGCGUGGACGUAUAAACACACAAAUGACGAAACAGAUGAUAAUGUCAAGAUCAGAAUUUCACUAUUGACAGCUCUUAAUCGUACUUUUGGAAAGACCUACUAUCCAUUAGCUAUAUUAAAACUAAGUAGUGAUUUAUUAGGUUUUACUGGACCUCUACUAUUGCAUCAGUUAGUCACAUUUGUCGAAAACAAAAAUCAACCAACCAUUAAUGGAUAUAUUUAUGCCGCGGGAUUAUUCUUUGCCACUGGUAUUAGUGCAAUUCUAAAUACCCAAUUUACUUUCAAAGUCAAUAAAGUUGGAAUUCAAAUUAGAACAGCCUUGGUUGCUGUCGUCUAUAGUAAAGCACUUUCCGUUAAUACUGCCUCAUUGUCUAAAUUCGAUACUGGUGAAAUUGUAAAUUUAAUGAGUACUGACACAGACCGAAUUGUUAACUUUUGCCCAAGCUUUCAUCAGUUUUGGAGUUUGCCAUUCCAAAUUGCGAUAUCUUUAUAUCUCUUAUAUCAGCAAGUAGGAAUAUCAUUCUUAGCUGGCGUCGCUUUCAUAAUCCUUCUCAUACCAAUCAAUAAAUGGUUAGCAGGUAAAAUUGGACAGUUGAGCACUGAAAUGAUGAAACAAAAGGACGGUCGUGUCAAUACAAUGAGCGAGAUUUUAUAUGGUAUUAGAGUUAUUAAAUUUUACGCCUGGGAAGCUAAUUUUGCAAACAAAAUUGAAAGACUGAGGAAUGCUGAGCUGAAGAGUUUAAAAGGAAGGAAGUACCUUGAUGCAUUAUGUGUUUAUUUUUGGGCCACAACACCAGUCAUUAUUUCUAUAUUGACAUUUGCAACUUACGCAGCAUUGGGGAAUAGACUAACUGCAGCUAAAGUCUUCACUAGUGUUGCACUAUUUAACAUGCUAAUUAGCCCGCUCAAUGCAUUUCCUUGGGUUCUUAAUGGAUUGAUGGAAGCAUGGGUUUCCGUGAAAAGAGUGCAAAAAUUUCUUUCCGUUGAAGAAUUUGACAGCGAGAAAUACUACUCUAUUAUACAAAGGAACAGAUCAGAGCAUGAAAUUGAGAUCAACUCAGGAACCUUUACUUGGCAACCUAGUUAUAAUGAUCAUACUGAAAGUGAACGACCUAGUAUAGUUGAUAUAGCUAUUAGUGCAUCACCAGGGCAACUUGUAGGCAUUGUUGGCAAAGUUGGUUCGGGAAAGUCAUCAUUGCUUGGAGCCAUGACAGGAGAACUAAGAAAAAUUACUGGUCAAAUAAGUAUUCCGCAGAGACAGUCUGGUUUCGGUAUAUUUACACAGGAACCGUGGAUUCAGCAAGGAACAAUUAAAGAAAACAUCUUAUUUGGUAAAGCUUACAAUGAAUCAGCAUAUAAAGCUACCAUUUUCGCUUGUGCUUUGGAGGAAGACUUAAGGAUUUUACCUGCUGGAGACUGUACCGAAAUUGGUGAAAAUGGCGUAACGUUAAGCGGUGGGCAAAAGGCAAGACUUACUCUUGCUCGUGCUGUUUAUCAAGACAAAGAAAUUUAUCUUUUGGACGAUCCAUUAGCUGCAGUUGAUUCGCACGUAGCACAACAUCUAUUUCAACAUUGCAUCUUAGGAAUACUUAAACACAAAACUAGAAUACUGUGCACCCACCAAACUCAGUUUCUUCGUCAAGCUGAUGUAGUAACGGUAUUAGAUGCAGGAAGAAUAAUACAGUCAGGUCCACCAGAGUCCGUCUUGGAUAGUGAGACAUCAGUCUCAACAAUUACCUUGCAGAAAUUUGAAAGCAUCGACAUAAAUGACAACGAUGACACCCUGAUAACGCAAGAGGAACAAUACGAAGGUGUGGUAGCUUUAUCAGUAUAUAAAGCAUACUGGUCGGCCGUCGGCAUUUGUUUGUCCAUCAUAAUAUUCACCUCAUUAUUAUUAAUGCAAGGUUCCCGUAACGUAUCAGAUUGGUGGCUGUCGUUCUGGAUAUCACAAACAAAGAAUCAUUCUCCCCAUUAUAACAGUAUAAACUCAGAAAAUUUAUUGGCUUUAAAUACCUACGACAGCAACGUUACUUUCUACUUGACGAUAUACUCAGCUAUAGCCAUAGGAAAUACUAUGUUUACGCUUUUAAGAGCAUUUUCAUACGCGUACGGGGGUAUUUGUGCUGCGAAAAUUCUACAUAACCAACUCUUUGAUUCUGUACUCCGUGCACCAGUUCAAUUUUUUGACACCACUCCGGUUGGAAGAAUUAUUAAUCGCUUCUCGUCUGAUGCGUAUGCUAUCGACGAUUCAUUACCGUUCAUUAUGAACAUUCUAUUGGCACAACUUUAUGGUUUUGCCGGUACGAUUGUUAUAACUUGCAUAGGGUUGCCUUGGUUCAUGAUUGCCUUAAUACCAGUUGGUAUCAUAUACUAUUUCAUCCAGCGCUACUAUAGAAAGACGUCGAGAGAAAUUAAGCGAUUAUCAACUGUUACUUUGUCUCCAAUAUACACUCACUUUACAGAGACAUUAAAUGGCUUACAGUGUAUAAGAGCUUUCAGAGCCUCUGAAGCCUUUUCACUAGAAAAUGAAAGACGACUUGAAACGUACCAAAGAGCAAAUUAUGCCAGUCAAGCAGUGUCUCAAUGGUUAGGCAUCCGACUUCAGUUAUUGGGAGUUGGAAUGGUAACAGCUGUUGGAUUCAUAGCCGUAAUUCAACACCAUUUUCAAACGGUGGAUCCAGGUUUAAUUGGCUUAGCUAUAUCCUAUGCUUUAUCGGUAACGUCACAGCUCUCAGGAGUUUUGACUGCAUUUACAGAAACUGAAAAGGAAAUGAUCAGCGUUGAGAGGGCCAAGCAAUACAUUGAUGGCAUUCAUCAUGAAGAAGUACAGCAAGAUUACAUCUGCCAGGUUCCAUCGCUGUGGCCUAGCAAAGGGACUCUACAAUUCAAUAACGUUACAUUAAUUUACAGACAAGGGCUACCUCCAGCGUUAAAUAAAGUUUCUUUUACUACAAGACCUUCAGAGAAGAUUGGCAUUGUCGGACGCACCGGUUCUGGAAAAUCAAGUCUUUUCUUAGCAUUAUUUCGUAUGCAACCAUUAGCUUCUGGUAAUAUUACCCUUGAUGAUAUCGAUAUCUGCACUAUUCCUACAACCGCUUUGAGAUCUCGAAUGGCUAUAAUACCACAAGAUCCAUUUCUUUUUAAUGGGACAAUAAGAAAUAACGUUGACCCUUUCAAUAACCAUAGCGAUAGUGAACUGUUAAUGGUAUUGGAAAAAUGUCAUCUGAAUAAUGUUAUAGACAGAGAUGGGCUUGAAACAGAUGUUGGUAAUAAAGGGCGAAACCUAUCUGUCGGCGAGAGGCAACUUGUAUGUCUCGCUCGUGCCUUAUUGACGAAUGCUCAGAUCUUAUGCAUUGACGAAGCUACCGCUAGUGUUGAUCACAACACCGACAAAUUAAUUCAAGAGACUAUUAAAAGACAAUUCCAACAGAGAACUGUGCUAACUAUUGCUCAUAGGGUGUCAUCCAUUUUGGACAGUGAUCGUAUUCUAGUCAUGGACAACGGACGUGUUAUUGAAUUUGAAAAACCGGAUAAAUUGCUAAGCGAUGGACAAUCUUCAUUUUACAAGCUUGUGGAAAGAAGCAAAAGUUCUGGAUAUGAUAUAUAA